Messenger RNA from Lymnaea stagnalis (great pond snail), 3936 nucleotides. The record is from the annotation of a GenBank genome assembly. NCBI's taxonomy places the organism in Eukaryota, Metazoa, Mollusca, Gastropoda, Lymnaeidae.
CGUAGGGGUGUGCAAAAACUGGGUACACAUCAUUCAACGUUGUUGUUGUCAUCAGUGCAAGAACUGGGUACACAUCAUUCCACGUUGUUGUUGUCAUCAGUGCAAGAACUGGGGUACAAGUCAUUCACGUUUUUUUUUUUGGCUACAGUGUUGGGAGUGUGUUUUUCAAAUCAUUCAGGUAAAUCAACUUUCUUUUUCUUUUUAAAUCGUUGUCUUGCAAUACAACUAUUCUCUCUAGUGAUUUAAAUAGGUAUCACGUUCCUUAGAUGCAGCAAUGCUAUUAUGAGCUUUCGUCUUAUUGUUUAAUAAUUUAUUUUACAUUAAUAUUGUUGUCAGUUAUGUAUUCUGUGUUAUACAUAUUUGUCCCUUUGUUUAAGUAAAUUAAUUUAAAAUGAGAUAAAAUGCCUGAAGGACAUAGUAAGUUAUAAUAACCUAUGAUAUUGGCAACAGCAAUGGCACAUUUUACAUUGUCACCGUUUACGGUGUCUUAGUAAGCGAGCACUGAUUGACCCCCUUCAAGUAUAUGGUGUUUGCCAGCACUAAAAGACCCCCUUCAAGUAUAUGGUGUUUGCCAGCACUGAUUGACCCCCUUCAAGUAUAUGGUGUUUUUGCAUUUUUAAAAUAGAUUUUCCCCAUCAAAAAGUUCUACGGCCUUUCUGCCUCAAGUUUAUUGACACAAAUCGAACGAGAUCAGUUCCAACGGUACAGCAACAAAACAUUUGUAGGAGUUCGAUAAAGAAGUCUCUUGUUGAGUUCGCGCCAUGUCUACAAUCGCCGCGUUAAGGCCCGGGUAUAAGUUAACCCCACCCACCAAGAAACCUCCGGAUAGUGUCCACAUCGAAAUACUGAUCGGCAAUGUCAACGAAAUGUUUAGCACCACCGUCUCAAAGCAACCGCAUCCCCAGCGGGAUAAGUGCGCCAAACCGAAGAAGAAAGAACGAGCUCAGACCGCAAAGACAUCGUCUCCAUCGGCGUUGAAAGAGUUAAUGAGUGGCGUUGACAGACUCAAACUGGUGUCUACAGAAAUAGCCAAUCUGAAAUCAGUCGAACAGCUCACGUGGACGGUGUCGCAAAUAUCGCUGGAAUCACAAUCCUCAGCAGAAAGCUGUUCAGGAACGAAGUCCAACCCAGAGGCAACAUCAACGUCCAGCCCGCCAUCGCCAUCCCUAACUGAUGACGCCAGCUCCGCGCAGAUACCUCAGCCGGUUUUGAAAAAGAUCGAGGAGGCCAUACUCCAGUGUCUGCCACAACUUCCGGCGUGUUUGGAAUUUUCAGCAUGGCUGAAGAAGGCCCAGCCGACGGGCGAGAUGCAGUCUCUGGAGAACCUCAUCAGGAUUUCUCCCCCUGACGCCACGGGUGAGGAGGCCACUCGAUACGCCCAAUGUGACGUCCAGGGCCACAUGCAGAAAGAUGGACAGAUGAACAUGUAAGUAUGCAAGUAUGUAAGUAUUUAAAUGGUGUGGACGUAGGGAAGAGUGGGGUCGUUGGACUCAUUAUCUAAAACAAGUGGAUAGGAUUGUAGAAUUGUAGGAUUGUAGACAGGGCCGGCGCUAGACAUUUUUAGGCUGGCUGAAAAUAGGCAAUUGUUGCCCUCUGGAAAAUUAGGGGAAGUGUACAGAAUUUUAUUUUUUUAUUUUUAUUUUUUUUUUUGGGGGGGGGGGGAUUUUAACAAAUUUUGCACCAGUGUGAUGAUCUCGCAUCGUACCCGCCUUGAGCCAGCCCUGUUCGUAGAAUUGUGGGAUUGUAGAAUUUUGGGAUUGUAGAAUUGUGGGAUUGUAGAAUUGUGUGUUUGUAGAAUUGUUUGUUUGUAGAAUUGUGGGUUUGUAGAAUUGUGGGUUUGUAUAAUUGUGUGAUUGUAGAAUUGUGUGAUUCAUUACAAAAACAAAUAUUUUAACGCGUACUUAAUGAGAAUUUGUGAAAAGUUACGACUAUGGUUGGAUUAUAAAGUUGUACAGUAAGAGGCAGUUCGGAUACUCCUGCGCGCCUGACAGGAAAUGGUGCCUUCAUGUACACGUGAUAUAUAUGAUAGCAUUUGAACUGCACCACAAGAACAACACCUCCAGAAUUGGCCAAUUGCUGACUAUGGUGUCUGUUGAUUUGAAUGUAAGCUAAUCGAUCAUUUUAACCACAUUUUACAGUCACACCCCCCCUCCCCGAUUAUGUUUAUGUUUCCUUUGUAUUUCUUUAAAAGUCUUUAGUAUUGCUAUGUCCACGGUAUUCGCCCCCCCCCCCCAAACCCCCGCAGUUUCCACAUCUAUGUUAUGCGUUGCUAUUACUGAAUGAACAUAUCGACUGGUGUGAACUGACUGUCGUUCUGGCUCUGAUCACAGCUCCGUGACCAUCAACUUCUACACACACCAGCACGUGAAGUGCAAGGAUCUGUACGUGAGGAAAUCCAUGGGUGUCGCCGUCAACAACAGCAGCCUCAUCAUAAACGGAGUUGAGGCAGAUUCCUGCAUCUCUGAUGAUGAUGAGGAGGACAGCGCUUGAACACAGCAUCCGUUAAUUGUUACUGCAUUUUCUUGUAAAGUAAACGAUUUGUAUUAUGCUUUAUUUUAAUGUGAAUACUUCAUUUUCGCACGUAAAUAAUGUAUAUUGAUUGUAAGAGAUUUCGCUAUAUACAACUGUUAAAAGAUGGACACAUGAUUGAAAGGUAGGACUUACAUAUAUAUGUUUUUAAGACAUAUAGCUAAUACUUUUUUAAAAAAAAACAUUAUUCAUCACAUGCAAGGUGACAUUUUGUCAUCCGUCCAAAAGUGGGUCAAUUUGCUUAAGACGUUGUUUGAAUUAGAAAUUUAGUGGUAAAAAGACUAGUUCUUCGUUUAUAAAUGUAAUAUAUAUCUAUUUAGGCAUUGCAUUUGGUAUCAACGUAUGGUAUCUAAAUGUGCUUGAAAUGUUGUAUGUAUAUAUAUAGAUAUAUAUAUAUAGAUAGAUAUAGAUAGAUAGAUGUUUCCCACACUAUUUUGGAAGAGCUUAGACCACUAAUUUCUACCUCAGAUUGCCCUGUACUUAGUUAAGGAUGCAGUGUCUCCAUUACAAAAAUAGACUUCCUCUUGGUCUCCUACUCAAUCACUACAGCAUUGCCAGCAUACGUACAUGAUUGCAUGCUGCAGGUUAGGGGCAACAGUGUAAUUGUCCAAAGACAUUUCACUAACUUACUGUUGUUUGGGGCAACAGUGUAAUUGUCCAAAGACAUUUCACUAACUUACUGUUGUUAGGGGCAACAGUGUAAUUGUCCAAAGACAUUUCACUAACUUACUGUUGUUAGGGGCAACAGUGUAAUUGUCCAAAGAAAUUUCACUAACUUACUGUUGUUUGGGGCAACAGUGUAAUUGUCCAAAGACAUUUCACUAACUUACUGUUGUUAGGGGCAACAGUGUAAUUGUCCAAAGACAUUUCACUAACUAACUUACUGUUGUUAGGGGCAACAGUGUAAUUGUCCAAAGACAUUUCACUAACUUACUGUUGUCUUAGCCAUCCGCUAGUUGGGUGACAGCGGCCGGACAAAAAAAAUCCGGAAUGUAAACAAUUUUUUUAAAAUUUAAAUUUUUAUUUUUUUAACAGUUUAUUAUCUUGUUAGUGAAGAUAAUACACCACAUUAAAAUGGCAUUUUAUUGCACACAUAUCAAAUCGGCGCCAUAUUUCGACUGGUAUUUGCGUCGGCAAACUCUGCGCGCAAAUGGGCAAUCACACAAAAGGAAGUCAAUGAUAAAUAACAGAUCCACACAGUUGUGUACACUACGCACAGACUUAUUAUGUCAUGGUACGUGACAUGUGUGUGUGUCCUAGGUCGAAUGAAAGUAACUACAAAUCUCUACCUGGGCUGGCGAUAGAUUAAAAAAUAUCUAAAUAUAAAUAGUGGGUGCAGCUAGAAGAAUUAUAAAUAGUGCCUUUGGUGGGGUUGGGAAAAUUUAAUGCACAAUAUUUAGAUCUAGU